GUCGCUGUGCGGCGAAGAUGGCGGCCUCCAGCUGGUCCCGCACGGCCGUGCUCUUGCUUUGUGUCUCUGAGCUGCUGUUGCUGCUGUUGCCGCCGCCGGGAACUUCCGCGGCUGAGAGUCCGGCCGGGACUCCUGGCGAGGCUAGUCCGCCCCCUCGGAAGAAGAAGAAGGACAUCCGCGAUUACAAUGAUGCGGACAUGGCGCGGCUUCUGGAACAGUGGGAGAAAGAUGAUGACAUCGAGGAAGGGGAUCUUCCAGAACACAAGAGACCCUCGGCCCCUGUGGACUUCUCCAAGAUAGACCCGGGCAAGCCCGAGAGCAUCCUGAAGCUGACCAAGAAGGGCAAGACCCUCAUGAUGUUCGUCACCGUGUCCGGGAACCCCACGGAGAAGGAGACAGAGGAGAUCACCAGCCUGUGGCAGGGCAGUCUCUUCAAUGCCAACUACGACGUCCAGAGGUUCAUUGUGGGAUCCGACCGCGCUAUCUUCAUGCUGCGUGAUGGCAGUUACGCAUGGGAGAUCAAAGACUUCCUCAUCAGUCAAGACAGGUGUGCUGACGUGACCCUGGAGGGCCAGGUGUACCCUGGCAAGGGAGGAAGCAGCAAAGAGAAGAAUAAAACAAAGCCAGAGAAGGGCAAAAAGAAGAAAGACGAUGCCGGGGCCCGGGCUGCCAAGGAAGACAACCGGGCUGGGAGCAGAAGGGAAGACUUGUAGCGGGGCAGCAUGGUGCCCUGCUGAGCAGCAUUCGGCCCACGCAGAGCCCUGGCUGGGCACGGGCGGGGCAGGCAGGGAGCGAGCACCGUGACAGGCUCCUACUUCCCAGAAGGGGUUAGCCGUGUGACCAGCGGGUGGUCACUGCAGGAUUACCAUUGAGAUGCUUCAGGAGGAUGAAGAGGUUUGAGUUUAUUACACCUGUGUUGCUCCGCCCCGCCCAGCCCGGUGAGUCAUGGACUUUGGGGUGCCACUCCCCUUUCAUUGUACCUGCCCUGUUCCGUGGCUUGCUGGGUCCCUGAUGGAUUGCUGUUAACCAAAAGGAGAGUGGGUUGAUGUCAGACAAGCUAUGAGGAUUCUUGGCUUCAUGUUGGAAGAGUUCACCUGUUUGUGCCACAUAUGUGACUCUCGCAAUGAAGGUCGGACACUGUGGGUGCUAUGCAGGUGACUAGCGUUCUGAGCCAGCCACCUGGCACCUGUGCAGGGAGCACAGAAGACAGACACUCGCCUCACCUGUCAGCUUGAAGCACUCUCCUCAAUUCCUGGGAACCCUGGGCCCUGGCAGGUUUCUGUGGACCCUGACAGCAGAAAGCUGGUGCUGGCGUAGCAGGUCACUCGUCACCUAGAGGUGACCAGCACAUAGUGCCCAAGUAGGAUGGCAGCAGAUCCUUCACCAGGGAGGGGCGGGAGGCCUGCCAACCUCACUCACAGUAUUUCUGAAGAUUUCCUUUGCUGAAGUGCCUCAAUUUGUGGUGUUUCUGUACGGUACUAACACGACGUGCCACUGUCCGUGCCUGCCCUUGCUGUUCCUGUGUUGGAGCCUGUUCUCAACAAGAGAAUGUUUUAUAUA
Messenger RNA from Ochotona curzoniae (black-lipped pika), 1560 nucleotides. RefSeq names its product mesoderm development LRP chaperone (gene MESD). Gene Ontology annotation, biological process: protein folding. NCBI's taxonomy places the organism in Eukaryota, Metazoa, Chordata, Mammalia, Lagomorpha, Ochotonidae. Gene Ontology annotation, molecular function: low-density lipoprotein particle receptor binding. The transcript has 3 exons. The record is from RefSeq and is a predicted model, not a curated record. Bases 18 to 713 code for a protein of 231 amino acids.